GAUCUCCUCCGGGUCGCCGCCGGCCCUUUAAGGCGGCCGCUGACGUGCCGGGGACGGGCGGGGCGCCGGCAGGCGGAAGUGGCGGGCGCCACCUCAGCGGGGCCGCGGAGCUGGGCGCCGGCCGGGAACAUGGCGGGCAUCAAAGCUCUCGUGGGGCUGUCGUUCAGCGGAGCCAUCGGGCUGACCUUCCUCAUGCUGGGCUGCGCCCUGGAGUACUACGGCGUGUACUGGCCUAUGUUUGUCUUAAUUUUUUACUUCAUCUGCCCCAUUCCCCACUUCAUCGCGAAAAGAGUGAGUGACGACAGCGACGCGGCCAGCAGUGCCUGCAGGGAGCUGGCGUAUUUCUUCACCACUGGAAUUGUCGUCUCCGCCUUCGGGUUUCCCAUAAUCCUGGCACGGGUCGAAGCGAUCAAAUGGGGAGCCUGUGGCCUGGUGCUGGCUGGCAAUGCAGUCAUUUUCCUCACUAUCUUAGGCUUUUUUCUUGUGUUUGGUAGAGGAGAUGACUUCAGCUGGGAGCAGUGGUAGGACCUCACCCCGACGCUGGUAACGUUUUGCAGCGUACAUCACCGCGUGUGGCCUCUGUGCGUGUAUCUGUGUAUGUACUGCAACACACGUACGUGUGCGCGCCGAGGCAGACGUGUGUGUGCAUAUGCAUCUAACCUCGUUUUUCAUUAUCAGAUCAUAACAUGCUUUUUACAAUGUGUCAGCCAAGGGGGAAGGGCCUUUGUGACAGCUCUUAACGUGUUCAGUAAAUGUUGGCAUCACCCUUGCAAAUUUGUCCACAAAGAAGUUUGCAAAACAAACUGUUUUACUCAUUUUGUCAGUAUAUAUGCAUUAAUUUCUGCGCUAACCAGAGAUCGUUGUAUGAGAUGUUGGUCAGCAGGUCUGUGGUUUGUUAUUUUUAACCACGUAGUCCAGAUAGGUCAAUAGAAAGAUGAUCGUACUUACUGUUGUUCAACUUGAUUGCCUUUCUGCUUUGAUUAUGGAUAAAUGAGUACUUGCUCUCCAUUUGAGUAAUUGUUAUUCUAGUUGGUUUUCCUGAUACCAAAAAAACAAACACAAGUUAUGCAAACUCUUUUAUUGCCUAAUGGAAAAAAAAAAGAAAAGAAAAAAAUGGUUAAAAAUCCUCCCUGCCAUUUAUGGUGUUCAUUUAUAAACUACUUUUUUUCUUCCUCUAAAGAUACCCUUGAUUUGUCCCUCUUCAACUUAAUGACUGUAGAUGUAUUCUGGGAAUAAUCUAACGUAUGUUAAUGCUCAGAGCUGACAUUACUUCUCUCGAAGGUUCUCGUUGCUUUUAAAACAUACUUACUCGAACUACUUUUCUUGUCUGUAAGAGAAGAUCAUUAUAUUAAAACUAUAUUUUUCUGAUGGCAUUAUCUUACUCAACAUUCACAUAAAGUUUACAUUUAUAAGUGAGAUUGUUACUAUUUUGUCUUGCUGAGUCCUUUGCAUUCUGGAAGCACGUAACUUUAUACAAAUGCAUUCUGAUACAACCCUGACUCCGGAAGACUUCUCAGUAGUCUACCAAGGGAUGAAAGCAGAGACACGUUAGUUUAUUAUUCCGUAGGAAAAUGGACGUAAGGAGAUUCCUGUUCUGUGAAGUAAGAAACUGAAUUCCCACGUGGGGUAUGUUUUACUGUCGAGUUCUUUAGAUUAGCAGAUCGCAAGUGAGUGUUUUAUAAUCCGUGUUAGCUCUCAGCUGACUGCUGUCACCCAGCACUAACUGUAAGGGACCUUGUGCAAAGAGGCAACAGAAUCAACCCUACGAGAUGUGGCGGCUUCACUGAUGCCAUGGCUUCUGCCUCCUAAAUUGUAUGGAACUGCUUAGGCUGCUCUCCAAACUCCCUCAUUACUGGCGUACUGCAAAACGGAGUCCUGUGGAUUGCUGCACAGAGCAAAGCUUAACAGAUUAACGAAUGUUACGUGCGCACUCUGAUACUUGGUCUUUUGUUCAUGCUCAGGGCCCUAGGAAAACAAAAAACAAAACCAGUAUAGAAGUCAUUCUGGGGACCAAGUAAGUAGUAUCUAUCACUCAGCAGGAAUGUGGAGUGUCGUGUUUCAGGAAGGUAAAUAAUUCUAUUUGAUUAGAUAGAAAGCUGUUAAUUACAUGCUUUAAAUGCAAGCUUCAGGAGGGUAUAAGGUCAACUCUUCAGUGCUGAGGAAUGCUGCAUAGCUCUAGGUUAUACUGAAGUGUGCCUUAAGCUGUCAUUCUUGUAAAAGAAGAGUUAAUAUCAGAGGACAAGGUUUUGUUUUUUUUCUUCUGAAUGUUAAUGCUUCCUCACAGAUGAAGCAGGAACAUGCCUGUAAGGAUGCUGGGUGCAAACAAGUUGUCCGCCAGUUUCUUCUUCCUGACUUAAGUGAAAUCUGUGUCCUACUGAUCUGUAAAGUACUGUUGGGGAAACUAUUGGCUCUAGUUAUGAGCUGAGUCGUUGAGAACAAACAUAGUUUCUACGUAGAGGUCCUGCUUUCAUUUUUGAAGGAGUCGCUUUUUUCCCCUAAAUCGCGGCAUUUUUCAUUCAAGUCGGUGAAGUGAAACGAUGACAGUAAUACCCAAAUGAAGUGCCUGUCCUACACAAACCUGAAGUCACUGCGAAUCAUUCCACUGAACUCCUGUUAAAAUACCUGCGCUUGCAGUGGGUUCCUGAGUAUUUUCACUCCUCAGAAUUUAUGGACCGACGGCUGCGAUAGAACUACAGAACUAUUCAGUUACCACCGAAAUUCUGCUUUUGAGAGCGUGGAGUAAAAACCAGCUGACGUGAAUUUGUCUCUACGUUAGAGAACAGUUGUUGAGGAAUCUGUUCUACAUCUGUUAGCGGUGUGUGUGGCAGCUACAGGCAGCGAGCGUGUGACAAUCUGAAGGGAAAAGGAGGACUAGAAGCAGUAGUACGUGGUUAGGGAGGGGUUGCUCUGACAAAUGAUGCUGUUGUACUGUAUUUACUUUGGAUAUUACUGUGGUUGGUGGGUACCUCAUGAAAUGGCAGGUAGAUACUGAAUGAAGAAAGCGACCGCUUCUCUUUUGAUGCAGCUACGUGCACUAACACUUAAUGUGAACUUCAUGCAGAUUUCACCGUGGACUUCUGUUUUAAAUUGUUUAACUUUUAAAAUUAAUUUUAACAAUGUUUAAACCACGGAAUUCUUCCUUGAGCUCUUUAGAAGUAAAUUUCCUUGAACGAGUUUUCAAUGUCAAUUUCAGGGUAAAAAAAUUCAGUGCUAGCUUCACUCACUGACAAACCUGGUGCUCUGAUGGCCAGUACUGGGCACACCGUCACUAUCUACCAGUAGCAAUUUCCUGUGGUUUCUCUGAAAUUGUUUUCAUACGUGGAAGUGAAUGUUAUGUAUCCAAAGUGCCUUAAUUACAAUACUGUGCUGAUUUUGCGAAUGCUUAUACAUGGAAAAUCAUUAUUUCAUAAACAGCUGAAAAUCUGUUAUUGCAUUUUUAAAAAGCCUCCUUGUCAAUUAAUCACAUUUCCUGUAAUUCAGAAUGCAGCGCAGCCUUUGUAACUUUUGUAAACACUAUUCUUAUUUUUCUGUGAUCGCCAGGUUCUUGAGAUGAAGUAUUAAGACACAUCCUACUUUUCUUUUUGUUUUGUCUAAUAAAACCGAGUAAACAUA
Molecule: messenger RNA, 3612 nt
Organism: Oxyura jamaicensis (ruddy duck)
Lineage: Eukaryota; Metazoa; Chordata; Aves; Anseriformes; Anatidae
Gene: LEPROT
Product: leptin receptor overlapping transcript
Exons: 4
Coding region: 130-525 (131 amino acids)
Biological process (GO): late endosome to vacuole transport via multivesicular body sorting pathway; negative regulation of growth hormone receptor signaling pathway
Cellular component (GO): endosome
Source: RefSeq, a predicted model, not a curated record